This is a messenger RNA of Nymphaea colorata (pocket water lily), 1586 nucleotides long. RefSeq lists its product as uncharacterized. The coding region runs from base 253 to 1314 and encodes 353 amino acids. Gene Ontology annotation, biological process: transmembrane transport. The transcript has 7 exons. Lineage: Eukaryota; Viridiplantae; Streptophyta; Magnoliopsida; Nymphaeales; Nymphaeaceae. The record is from RefSeq and is a predicted model, not a curated record.
UCCCCUCCUUUUAACAAAACAGGAGAGGAGUAGCAGCAGAGGCGAAACGAGACUCGGAUUCUGUCGCUCAUCACCGUGCGAAUCUCUCCCCCUCACUCCCGUCCCGACUUCUCCUUGCUUCUUCGACAGCGUGAAGAGGAAGCAACGAACCGAGAGAGACGAGGAGAUGGUCGGGUUUGCGCGAGGUGCUAAGGCUUUCUAGGGUUCUCCUGGAACGCAAACAGAGAGAGAGGAAGAGAGUUUGUCUUAGCUAUGCAAACGGAGGCGGCGGCGGCGGCGGCAGACGGGAGGCUCCACCACCACGUGGGGUCAGCCAGAGCGCACCUUUCGACGUGCUCCCAGUCGCUCAACUCAGCCAGCGGUCUCGAUCGCGCCGGCGUCCGAAAGUUUUCUCAGUCCGUCCAGCAGUCGCAGAUCGGCACUGUCUCCCAGCUUCUCGCAGGUGGAAUUGCUGGUGCCGUCAGCAAGACCUGCACCGCGCCUCUCGCCCGUCUCACUAUCCUCUUUCAGGUGCAAGGUAUGCACUCUGAUGUUGCUACUCUAAGCAAGGCUAGCAUAUGGCGUGAGGCUUCUCGCAUUGUUUAUGAGGAAGGAUUUAGAGCAUUUUGGAGGGGAAAUCUGGUUACAAUAGUUCAUCGCCUUCCUUACUCAUCUAUCAGUUUUUAUACAUAUGAGAAAUAUAAAAAUUUGCUGCAGUCAAUUCCUGGAUUGGAAAAACAGAGGCAAAGUGUAACUGCAGACCUUUUUGUACGCCUUGUGGGUGGUGGCUUGUCAGGAAUAACAGCAGCUUCUAUGUCAUACCCACUGGACCUUGUUAGAACACGGCUAGCUGCCCAGACCAAUGUAAUGUACUACAGAGGCAUAUCACAUGCACUUUACACCAUUUGCAGGGAUGAGGGCAUUAGAGGGCUAUAUAAAGGGAUGGGUGCUACUCUCCUGGGAGUAGGUCCUAGUAUAGCCAUUAGCUUUUGUGUUUAUGAAACUCUGAGGUCUUCAUGGCAAUUACAACGGCCAAAUGAUUCUCCUGUCCUUGUCAGCCUGGCUUGUGGAAGUCUCUCAGGCAUUGCAUCGUCAACAGCAACGUUCCCUCUUGAUCUGGUGAGGCGACGGAAGCAGUUAGAAGGUGCUGGCGGUCGAGCUCGUAUUUAUAAUACAGGUCUAUUUGGGACAUUUAGACACAUAGUGCGGACUGAAGGCUUCCGAGGAUUGUACAGAGGAAUUCUUCCAGAAUAUUAUAAGGUUGUCCCAAGUGUUGGUAUCGUCUUCAUGACAUACGAGACGUUAAAAAUGCUUCUUUCUGAUGUUCACUUUUGAAGAUACGGUAUGUUGGACCAUCUGCGACCUUGAGUCUAGAUCUGCAUCUGUGUCCAUCCAUUGUGCUGUCAAGAGUCUGGUGCUAAGUCUAGAUAGGUUGGUGAGUUUUUUGUUGCAUCGAAGAAGCCCAUGGUAGUAAAUUUUGUGAUUCCUACCAUGAAGAGUACAUGUUAGUGUAUAGAUCCAAAUAUUGGCGUCUCACAAAUGUAUCAAUAGGUUUUGUUGUCAUUGAACUGACUAAUCUAUCAUUGAUUCUUCAUAGUUUCCUAUCA